Messenger RNA from Epinephelus fuscoguttatus (brown-marbled grouper), 1592 nucleotides. RefSeq lists its product as uncharacterized. NCBI's taxonomy places the organism in Eukaryota, Metazoa, Chordata, Actinopteri, Perciformes, Serranidae. The record is from RefSeq and is a predicted model, not a curated record. The transcript is spliced from 3 exons. Bases 16 to 687 code for a protein of 223 amino acids.
UUAUGUAAAUACAGCAUGGAGGCUACAUAUGAAAUGGAGAGAGAGGAAGACGCCUUCCUGCAGUUUCUGCGGGACCGUGGAAUUCAAGAAGAAAUCAUAAAAAAACUACAAAAUGACAAGAUUGAUUCUUCAGUACUUCCACUGAUGUCUGAACAGGAUCUGUCAAAGUACAUCCCACUUUAUGGAGACAGAUUGGCAGCUGUUGCCUUCUGUCGCAACACUCAUCGUUCAGAUCCGGACACAUCCAGGAGAAGUCAGCUGCUUGAAAGAAUAAGGGCAAAGGUCUGUGUUCCAGAUAGCAAGGCUGUUAAAAGAGCAGUGUCUUCAGAGAAAUUAAAGGGGAAUAAAAAUGCAAAAAGACAGGCAAGGAGGCUAGAAAUUGGAUGGAUGAACUUCAGCGAAAAAGAAAAUAAGUUCAAACAGGUACGAACUGUGAAGGGAGGUGGAACCAGGCAUGUCAGUGUUGACAGAUACACUACAGUUAGAGAGGUCCAAGAAAUGGCAGAAUCACUUUUUUUCCCAAAUGGGGCCUUCAAGUCGCUGAAGCUAGAGGAUCAUGUUUGUUACAUUUGUGACUUUUCACAAAACAAGGUUGACCAAGACUGCACAGUGGAGGACCUGUAUGAAAGUAAAAAUACUGAGAUUGUACCUCUACACCAAAUACACCAAGGAACAUGCUCAGGAUGAGGACAACUUGACUGAUACUCCCCCAGCAACAACCUCAGAGGUCACAGGAAAUGUUGCUCAGGAUUUUAGCCAAGUUCAGGCAUCGGAACCAGAGGCCAUAACUAUUGACUUAUCUUUACUACAGGAAUCUGAUGUCAUACUAUUGGAUGAAGAAGUAUUAAAUAUGCAGAUGCCUCAUGACCAUAUCAGAGAUGAAGUAGAGGAACAAGGAAGAGGAUUGCAUGCUGAAGAAGUAAGACCAGUCCAAGGAACCGCAGAAAUGACAACAGAGUCUAACAGUAUGGGACAAGAAGAACAAGGUGCAUAUGUAACAGAUGUUAUUCCUGAGACCCAAGCUGGAGAGAUGCUGCUUAACAAUUCCAAUGAUAGUGAAGUGACAAUUGGAGCAUCACCCGGUGAUCCUUCUCAACUGGAUGACACUUUGCCUUGGGAGGGAUCAAAACCAAAGGUCAUCAUUGUCGUGCAAAGGGGUAACUGCCUUGCUGACCUCUUGGCAGCCUUUAUUGACCCAGAUAUCAUGAACAAAGAUGUGCACAUCAAAAGAAAACUUCCCAAUGGUAAACUGGAAGAGGGGGAAGGCUCCGGUGUCUUACGUGAUUGCCUCUCAGAAUUCUGGGGAGAAUUCUACAGCAAAUGCACAUUAGGUACCGAAGUGAAGACACCUUACCUUAGGCAUGAAUAUCAAGUCCAGGAAUGACAGACAGUUGCAAGGAUUCUUGUUCUGGGUUGGACAACUGUCAGGUGUUUUCCACUGCUUCUCCCUCUUCCAUUUUUGGAAGAAGCUCUCUAUGGUACAAGUUACAGCAGUGUGACAGGUAGCUUCCUGCAGUAUGUCUCAAAAGAAGAAAGGAAAAUUCUUGAGCUUGCACUGGAAUCAUUUGAGUCUGUUGACAAAGAUGACCUGA